This is a messenger RNA of Poeciliopsis prolifica (blackstripe livebearer), 6286 nucleotides long. RefSeq names its product mucin-like protein. The record is from RefSeq and is a predicted model, not a curated record. Gene Ontology annotation, cellular component: membrane. Gene Ontology annotation, biological process: cell-matrix adhesion. The transcript has 24 exons. Lineage: Eukaryota; Metazoa; Chordata; Actinopteri; Cyprinodontiformes; Poeciliidae. The coding region runs from base 13 to 5754 and encodes 1913 amino acids. Gene Ontology annotation, molecular function: calcium ion binding.
AAUCUCCCAGUCAUGGCAGAUGCAAACCGGACAAUCAGACUGGAAAUUAUGAGGUUUCCCAUCUUGUGGCUGUUAACUGUCUUCGCCCUGCUGGUUUACUGCUUAGCAGCUGUCGUUGACAAGAGUGAAUGCGAGGCAGAAGGCAUUAAGUGCCACGCUCAGGCCGACUGCCUGAAGAUUGGCAACAACUUCGCCUGUGUCUGCCGCGUGGGCUACCAGGGUGAAGGUCUGCAGUGCAGCGACAUCAACGAGUGUCUGAGUGGCAUUCAAAGUUGUCACUCAAAGGCCCGCUGCACAAACUCUCCAGGCAGCUAUUCUUGCAUUUGUCUCGAUGGAUAUGUUGGUGAUGGUAAAACCUGCCAGGACAUCAAUGAGUGUCAAACGAACAAUGGGGGCUGCCACCCCACUGCAGUCUGCACCAAUUUGGAUGGUGGGAGAACGUGUCAGUGUAGUUCAGGUUUCACAGGUGACGGCUUCCAGUGCACAGACGUCAAUGAAUGCGCAAGGGAACGAAUCUGCCAUUGGAAUGCCACCUGCACCAAUAACCCCGGUUCUUUUGUGUGCACUUGUAAUGCGGGCUAUAAAGGAAAUGGAAUCUACUUGUGCAUGGACAUUGAUGAGUGUUCAGAGAAUCGUGUGUGUUCUACUUUAUUAGGUUUCAAAGGCUGCGUAAACACACCUGGGUCCUAUCGUUGUACGUGCCACAGUGGUUUUCAAGCCACUGGACAGAACUGUAUUGACAUUGAUGAGUGUGCAAGCAACAUCUGCAGCCCUAAUGCAGUUUGCAUAAACUCUGUUGGAUCAUACCAGUGUACCUGCAAAAGUGGGUUUGUGGGAGAUGGGUUGACAUGUGCUGAUAUAAAUGAAUGCAUUGCAGGCAAUGAAUGCGACUCGAAGGCUGUUUGCCUCAACAGGUUGGGUAGUUAUCAGUGUCUGUGUCAGGAAGGUUUUAUUGGAGAUGGGCGACGCUGUGAAGAUGUUGAUGAGUGUGCAAAUCCAAACAUUUGCCCAUCUUUCACUACCUGUGUGAACAAUCCUGGGUCCUACAAAUGUGACUGUGGCAGUGGAUUAAUAUUCAAUGGCUCCAAGUGCAAUGACAUUGAUGAAUGCAAAGCAGGUCAAUGCAGCCCUUCUGCAAACUGCACUAACUCGUAUGGUUCCUUUUCUUGUCAGUGCCUGUCAGGCUACAGGGGAGAUGGUUUUACCUGUGACGAUAUAGACGAAUGCUCUUUGAAUUCAAAAUGCCACUCGAAGGCCAUUUGUAAAAACUUACCUGGUUCUUUCAACUGUACAUGUAUGACAGGCUACUCUGGUGAUGGGCUUCAGUGCAAUGACAUCAAUGAGUGUCUGGUGAAUAAUGGGGGCUGUAAAAACAAAGCAACGUGUGUCAAUAACCAAGGGUCUUUUGCUUGCCAGUGCCAGUCAGGUUUCAUCUUGAUUAAUAAGACAAUUUGCCAAGACAUUAAUGAGUGUGUGGAAAAGAGCAAUCCGUGUGGAGUGAAUGAAGAGUGCAAAAACACUGAUGGGUCUUAUGAGUGCCCCUGCCAGGCUGGCUACAACCGCCCUGCUAGCAACUUGGCCUGCGUUGAUAGGGACGAGUGUCAAGACAAACCGUGCCAUAUCAAUGCCACAUGUCUCAACACCAUUGGCUCAUACACCUGCACCUGUAAGAGAGGCUUUACAGGGAAUGGCUCUCAUUGUUUGGACAAAGAUGAGUGUGCUCAGGCACAAAUAUGCCACACAAGGGCCAUAUGCACUAACACUGUAGGGGGCUUUUUCUGCUCUUGUCAGCAAGGUUUCAUGGGUGAUGGAUUUUCCUGCGAGGAUGUGAAUGAGUGUUCCCGCUCCAAUACCACCUGCCCUCCUUUCUCACAGUGUGUCAACUCUCCUGGUUCUUAUGUUUGCUCAUGUUUGAAUGGUACGGUGGCCUCUAAUGGCACCUGUGUGCCACCAGAUUUUCUGUGUGAUCCUCCCUGCCAUAGUAAAGGUUUGUGCCACCUUUCACCUUCUGGAUAUCAGUGUGUUUGUGACGUGGGCUUUGAUGGCAAUGGAGUGACCUGCACAGAUAUCGAUGAAUGCCAGAUGGACAAUAUUUGCCCUGACAAUGAAACUGAAUGUUUGAAUACUCCUGGAUCAUUUUCUUGUGUCUGCAAACAAGGCUACACUCUCAACGGGACUCAAUGUGUUGAUGUGAAUGAAUGUGAUACGGGGCAGCAAGAGUGCAGUGAGUUUGCCCACUGCAACAACACAGUGGGCAGCUACUCCUGCUUUUGUCGAAGUGGCUACACAGGCGAUGGGAAGAACUGCUCUGAGAGCUCUCUGUACCCAUACGGAGCAGAGGCUGGAGAUAGAGAAGUGAAAAUAGAAACAGAAGAUGGAAAUUCUCCAUACAUUGCACCACCAGCAGGGUUUCCUUUCAUGGGGAAACUGUUCCACAGAGUAUUUUUUUCUGAUAACGGCCUGGUCCAGUUUCAGUCGUUGGCUGAGAAUGAACAAUACCUGCUCCCGUCUCCCUCUGCUGAAGGUUUCCCUGAUGACAUAAAAGGGCCGUUAUUGGCUGUCUUUUGGGAUGAUGGUGACCUCACCAAAGGCAAUGGGAAGCUACACUAUCAGGAAUAUUCAGAACUGGAUCCAUCAGAUGUUUACUCCCACAUGGUUUUCAACCGCACAGCAGUUGAAGUGACAAAGUUUGAGGGUUUGAAACAGAGGCCUUCGUUUUCCCCCACCUGGAUCCUGAAGAUCACUUGGGAAAACGUGAUGCCCGUCUCCUUUCAGAAGGUCAACCUGUCAGAGACCAACACCUUCCAGUGUAUCUUGACAACAGAUGGAGAGCGUUCCUUCGCCCUCCUGCGAUUCGGGGAGAUGAAAUGGGGCCCCGGGCUGAGGAAGCAUCACGAUGCUCUUAUUGGCUACACAGACGGAAAAACCGAGUUCAAGGAGACAACCAAACCUCCAGGAAACCUUUUUGGGCACGCAGGCAGAUAUAGACCCAAUGAAGUUAUGGGAACACUGGGGAUUCCCGGCCAGCUGGUGUAUGAUUUAACUGGACCAUUAGGGUCGGAUCCAGAUGCUGGGAUCAAAUGCCAGGGGUGGUCGAAGGAGGAGCCGGACCCGGCCGUGUGGACGGUGGGGCUGACCUCCUGUCCCUGCACCCGGAUGCAGGCUUUGGAGGACCUGGCGCUCCUGCUGGACCUCUCCGACCCGAGUGAGACGGUCCAGAAGCGGUGGGCGGGCGCCUCUGGGCAAGUAUUCAGGUCGCUCCUGUCCAACCGGUAUGGCGCCGGAAAGAGGUGCGUGUACGAGCCGGAAGGCGCCCUGCUGGCUGGGUUCAACGAGCGCUACUUCUACGGACACAGCACUCAGAAACACGUCGACGGGGAUCUCCUCCCGUUUCAGUGGUGUUGCAUCGACUCUCCCCAGUGCCAUCUCUACCUCAGAAAGAGACCUUUGGAUCGCUGUCAAGGUUACGUCUCCAGCGGCUCCAGCGGGGCAGCGCGGGGCACCGCGUUGGUGUACGGAGGUCUGCAUUUCAUCACCUUCGAUGGGGCAGAGUACUCGUUUAAGGCCCUGGGGGAGUUUGUGAUAUUACGUCUCUCAUCUGCAAGCGGCUCUAAUAUCUUCACCCUACAAGGACAGAUUGAAAAGCUGCAGACAGUCGCAAGUGGGAUCAUUGACGUCCCAGUGAUGGUGCGCAUGGCCGCCUUCCACCAAGGCAUCGGCAAGAUUGAGUGGAGAUGCUCUGACAAAGAGAGCGGACUGCGGAUUUUUGUGGAUGAUGCUGAAUUCUCAGUCAGAAUCGGUGUCGUGUAUGAGAACAAGCAGAGCUUUGCGGUGCGCUGUCUCUCGGUGAACCGCUGCGCAGCGGUCUACGCCAGCGGCCUCAGAGUGGUCGUCUGGCGAAGCGAAGGAUAUCGUCAGCUGGCGGCCAUGGUGGAAGUCCCGGAGAACUUCUACAAACGCACCGUGGGUCUGAUGGGACUCUGGAGCGCCAACCGGUCCGAUGACUUCCUCAUGUCCGACGGGAAGGUCGUCCCCUCCCGGGAUCUCAACCCCCCUGAGGAGGAGCGGCUGAAGCUGUUUUGCAUGUCCUGGGCGGUCCCGAAACCUGAGAACCUGCUGGUCUCUUUGUCUCAAAACGUCCCUGUGGUUUUGGACUCCACCGCGCCUCUGUUGGAGAACCUCGGUCCUGCUGAGCUGGAAGCGCAGAUGAGGCGUUGCAAAAACAGCGUUGCGUGCGUUCAGGACAGCGUGGCGUCCGGCAUCCCCGACCUGGGCCAGCAGACUCUGGAGGCCCAGACUCAGUUCAGGAGCCUGGCUCUCCUCUUCGGCAACAUGCCGCCUGUAGUGACAGAGCCUGCUGUGAUACAGACAAAGGUCAACUCUCAGGUCAGCGUUCAAAUUGUUGCCCAGGACACAAACGGUGACCCCAUCACCUACUCAUUGCUCUUCCCCUGGCCUCCAGAGGCUCAUGUUGGCAGUGUGAACGGCUUCCUGACAUGGACACCGCGCAGCACUCAGCCUCACCAGCUGACUGUCAAGGUCAGUGACGGCCAGACGAGCUCCUUGUUCACCCCCGUCCUGCGAGUCUGCAACUGUCUUAAUGGAGGAACCUGCCUGUAUGACAGCGUGGCUGAAAAUCACCUGCAAGGAAAGUUUCAGGUAGUUGGGUGCUUGUGCCCGAAGGGAUACAGCGGGACGUUCUGUGGAAACACAACAAACGCAUGUCGGGGAAAACCGUGUUUCAGAGGGGUGCAGUGCGACCCAAAGUCCGGCCCUGACCAGUUCAGGUGUGGAGACUGUCCUGACAACACCGUCUCUAACAGCAAACAGGGAUACAAAUGCUUUGAAUAUGACAUGUGCAGCCCUCCUUUCUCUUUCCCGUGCCACAAGGAUGCAGAGUGCCUGUCCACCAAGCUCAGCUACUCCUGCACAUGCAAAUCUGGCCUCAGUGGAGACGGAUACAACUGCACAGAUGUGGAUGAAUGUGCGACGCUCAUGCCGUGUAAGAAUGCCAAGUAUGAGUGUGUGAACAAGCACGGAUCUUACGAUUGCAAAUGCAGAUAUGAAGACGGAUGUGGUAACUCUAUGAAUCCUCCAGGGUGCAACAUGUUCAAUUUGUCCAUUAACUGGACAAACGAGAGGACGGACGGACGCGAACAGCUGAGGGACAUUCUGGCCAAAGGUUUCACAAACAAGUUCUACAACAUCAGUGAGAAAGUUGCAUCCAACUCUGGCAUGGAGGAGUACCGGCUGAACGUAUCGAGCGACACACCCCACUGGUACAUCCGGGACUACCUGGCCCGAGUCAGCAGACACCACGGCAUCAACUCAGUGGACGUUGAUGAUUUAGACGAGUGCAAGGCCAAGGAGGCGGAGUGCGGCUUCCCUGCUUUGUGCACCAACACCUACGGAGGCUACAUGUGUGUCUGCAAUGGCACAACUGUUGUGGACGGAAACCAGUCCUGUAUAACCGCCGAGCGAUCAGCGGAGUCUGAGUCGAAUAUGGACCUCAUCCUGGGUUUGGUUCUGGGCAUCGGGAUUCCUCUGCUCCUGCUGCUGCUUCUGGCUGUUCUGCUCUGCCUCUGCUGCAGCAAGAAGACUGUUACUGGAGACCUCCCCCACCUGAUACCAGACUACAUCCAGCAGCAGUACAACCCCCCACCCUUCAACUACGCCGAUCCGGCCCUGCAGUACAUGACCCACUGCAGCCCUCGGGUCCUAGACAACGUCACACCCCGGCAGCGGCCAAGAUAGCGACACCCGCGGUUCCUAACAGCAACACAAGCACUUUCCUUGACAUAGUACCAGAUAAUAACGCUGGGGGUGAAUGUUAUUUAUAUUUACUUGAACACCCAUUUCAAACUGCAAAGCUGAAUUAUUUUCAUUUUCUGAUCAACGGUUUUCAUUUUGUCUGACCCAGCAGAAGCCGCCGAUGUCUUGGCAGGAAGUGUUGAUUAAAAGUAAAACACUGCAGUGCUCUUUAUCUUCCAGUUAGUGGCUAGCCAGCAGUAGCAUUUGUCAGAGUAUCAGGUGUCAGAUUCAUAGGAUAUAUGAUUUUAAUCUACUGGGAUCAUUAUUCCAAUACACCAGUCUAUAAAAAGGUGCUACCGAUUUCUGGAAACCAUUCAUACAAACUUCAGUUUCAAACCCUUGAGUUAUUGUUUGUAGCUAAAUUGCAUCCCAGUUCAUUUUCCAUAUCAGAUUGUUAGCUGGAAGCUGCACUGCAACUGAAAAAACAUGUAAAUAUCUUGUAAAAUAUUAAUAAAAACUGUUCAAGAAAAUGUAA